AUUUUUAGAAUUUUAAAAAUCGAAAAUAAAAAACAUACUCAUAAUGGAAGAUCAAUUUAAGGACGAUAUUUUACGACCAAUAGAAAAUGAUAAAGUCUUGGAAUUGAGAGAUUUAUAUCUAAUAGAUUGGCCUAAAUAUUGUUCGGCUUAUUACCACAUUGAGAUGGCUCAUACUUGGAUGACAAAGUACAAUGCAAAUACCAAAUUUUAUAGUGUGGAAGGAAAUUUUGACGAUGCAACUCUGAUUUUUAUUACAAGAGAGCCGGGCUGGAAUGCAACUAUAGUGUACUACUACACUUUAGACGAAACAAACGCACGUCUCUACAAAGGAUUAAGUAAAACAAAACGUAUUAAUUGGAAUGAAGAAAUUUGUACACUUAAACAUUACAGACAUCAAUUGUCGGUGGCAUUUGAUCUCGCAAAAGAACUUAAACUACAUUUUCAUUAUUUAGAUACGACAGCACUUUGGUGGCUUCCUAAAGAAAAAGCUUUAGAGUUUGAAAUUAAAAUCCCAGAUAAUACAUUUAUCAGUCCAUUAUCAGUAGAACAUGCGAAAAAAAUUCACGGUGUAUGGCCUUUUAAAGCCCAUCGCCCAAUCGAAUAUAUUGAAAAUAUGAUAAAAUAUAAUAAUGGAGUUGGAAUAUUUGAUCAAAAUGAUAAGACAUUAAUGGCAUGGAUUUUACUAAACGAUUAUGGAUCACUUGCAAUACUUCAAACUGAUGAAAAUUAUAAGCGUAGAGGCUACGCAAAGAUAGUUACAAAAGCUUUAUGUAAAAAGUUUGCUGAAAACAAUAUGGAUAGUUUAAGUUUUAUUACAUUAGGUAAUACGCCUUCGGAGACAUUGUUUGAAGGUUUAGGAUUCAAAAUUGUUGAUUAUUUAUGUUGGGUUGGAAUGAAACCUAGUAAAAAUAAACUAUAAUUUUAAAAAAAAUUGUAA
This is a messenger RNA of Chrysoperla carnea, 937 nucleotides long. RefSeq lists its product as uncharacterized. Lineage: Eukaryota; Metazoa; Arthropoda; Insecta; Neuroptera; Chrysopidae. The record is from RefSeq and is a predicted model, not a curated record. The transcript is spliced from 3 exons. The coding region runs from base 44 to 919 and encodes 291 amino acids. Gene Ontology annotation, molecular function: acyltransferase activity, transferring groups other than amino-acyl groups.